Messenger RNA from Suillus bovinus, 1011 nucleotides. RefSeq lists its product as uncharacterized. The transcript has 7 exons. The coding region runs from base 1 to 1011 and encodes 336 amino acids. The record is from RefSeq and is a predicted model, not a curated record. NCBI's taxonomy places the organism in Eukaryota, Fungi, Basidiomycota, Agaricomycetes, Boletales, Suillaceae.
AUGCAGGAUGUUACUGCAUUAUUUGAUGAUGAUGAGCUCGACUCCAAUGGUGAGCAGGUGGAAAUCACCAAUGGUGAUGAUUUGGAUGCUGGGCGUGAGGAGAGUGACAAUGAGGAACCAGAGACCAUGGCCAUGAUGCUCUCUGACGAGGUCCCUUCCAUUGUCACCGACAAGUCUGCCCGGGACCAAAAACACGCUGCAGAGAUUCCAACAUGGCGUGAUGUCAACAAUGCUGUUUCAGAGUCUGUAGACAAAACUAGUACAACAUGUGGCAAUUCCUCAGAACCCUACUCCAGUGAUUUGGAAGGUGCCCCCAAACCUACCUCCACAGCUUGUUCAGCUCAGAAUGUCACUUCUCUCAUUCAAACGGAGAAGGGUAAUAUCAAAUUACUGGAUCAAAACCAUGAAACUCGUCAAGUCAUUCGGAAUGUGAUUAUUGAUGCCAAGUGUUACAUUGUCUUCGUCAAUGCUUAUCCUGAACUUGUUGAUAAAAACCAGAACUUGUUGCAAUCUUUGUUGAAGGUGGCUCAGGAUCUUGGCAUACAUGCCAUCAAACAACAUCUUCAAAAAGAUGUGCAGUAUGCUUCUCACCUUGCUAGCUUGGUCGAGCUGCGCAUUCCCUUAUUGCUCCGUGACUUGAAAAUGGCUGCAUGUGCCAAUAUCGAUAGCUACUUUCGUCUCGGCCAGAACAUAGUCAAGGCAAAAAAACUUAUGGAGAAGCACACUUAUGUAUAUGCCUUGAGGUUUGAUGUGUAUGCGGCUCUUUUCUGGAAGACACUCGGUUCACCAGGAAAGUUCAACUUUACUGGGAAUCAACUCAGUGAAACAUAUAUUUUUCACAUCAAGUUCCUUGAGAACUUAAAGAAGGACGCACCUGGGAAGUUUCACUGCAUGAUGGCCAACAUUUAUGAAGCUGUACAGGUCUUGAAACAAAAGGGGAACAAUCAUAUGGUUAGUAAGCAUCAAGAUGCACUGGCGCUACUUGACCUUGAUGGAAUGGCUGAGGAUUAG